AUGGUUCGUCAUGCUCUGUCGUUCUACAUUCUCCUUACGCUUGCUGUUGCUUUUGGUGGUUCAACAACAACAUAUUCAAGUCAACUUGAAGAAAUGAUUCUCUAUUUAACAAAACAACCAAUUACUGAUUAUGAAUCAUAUGGAUGUUGGCUUAACGAUGGUGCAGAAACCGAAACUCAAACAAAUACAAGUCUAGUUGCAGCAGAAGCCUCUGAUGAUAUCACCGACGAAAAGUCACAAAAGUUACCCGCAUUAUUUACAAUUAAUCGAGUCGUUCAUCCUCGUGGCUGUCCAAAAACAACAAAAAAGUACACUCAGUUUUACAAAACAACUACAUCAACAAUAAUUACCGAUAGUCUGUCUUUUACUGUGCCACAAACACUAGAAGCAGAAAAGUCCGAUGAACCAGAUUCACCAGCAUAUAUGAGUAGCACUUCAAACAACAAUUCCAGUGAUCGAACAGCAAUUGCCAGUACAUCAGUCUUGUCUUCAUCACCAAAUCCACUACCACUUCCUACCAAUACCAAUGUUCUAACAGAAAAUGAAAAUUUAUUAAAUGGGAAAAAACCAAUAAUUCGUACAGUUAAAGCGGGUGCGUAUUAA
Messenger RNA from Didymodactylos carnosus, 603 nucleotides. NCBI's taxonomy places the organism in Eukaryota, Metazoa, Rotifera, Eurotatoria, Philodinida, Philodinidae. The record is from the annotation of a GenBank genome assembly.